AUGCCCGCUCGCCCGUGCCUUCUGCUUGCUGCUGCUCUCUCUGCAGCAGCAGCAGCAGAUUCAUUUGUGGGUAUCCCGGUGCCUCAGCUGCUGAGCGUGAGGCCUCCCCAGCCUGAUCUGGACCCGCAGCAGCAGCAGCAGCAGCAGCUGCUGCUGCAGCAGUUCCCGCCGCAGCAACAGCUGCAAGAUAGCCUCGGCGAUCUUCCUGUGGGGCCACUGCAGCAGCAGCAGCACUUCCCAGGCACUCCGCUGCAUCAGGUUUCGCAGCAGCUGCCCCAGCUCCCAGUACAUCAGCCGCAGCAGCAGCAGCAGCAACAGCAGCCGCAGCAGGAGCCCCUGCAGCAGCUGCAGCAGCUGCCGUCCCCGCUAUCUGGGCCUCUGCAGCAGCAGCUGCAGCAGCUUCCUUUGCCUCUGCAGCCUCUACAGCACCUGCAGGAGCCCCUGCAGCAGCUGCGGCUGCUGCCACAGCAGCUGCAGCAGCCCCUGCAGCAGCUGCAGCAGCCUCUGCAGCAGCUGCAGCAGCUACCUCAGCAGCUGCAGCAGCCGCUGCAGCAGCUGCAGCAGCUACCUCAGCAGCUGCAGCAGCCGCUGCAGCAGCUACCUCAGCAGCUGCAGCAGCCCCUGCAGCAGCUGCAGCAGCUGCCACAGCAGCUCCUGGGGAGUGGCAUGCCUCUGGGACCUCUGGGGCUGCGGGGAGACAGCAGCAGCAGCAGCAGCAGCGACGGCAGCACCACCAAACUCUCUUUGCUGCCUCUCGAGUUUGAGGGCCUCCCGUGGGGCCCCCUGGGUCUUUUGAGGUCCCGGCUUCCUGCUGCUGAAGCUUAUGGGCUGGGCAGCAGCCAGCAGCAAGCAGCAGGAGCGCUUGAUGCUGCUGCUGCAGCAGCACCCGCAGCACCUGCAGCAGCAGCAGCAGCAGGCCUCUCCCCCGUUGCAGAAGCUGUGCAGACCCUCGCCCCCUUGCUGCCGCAAGAAGCAGCGCAGCAGCUAGCUGGGGACUUGCUGGGAGCAGCACCUGCGGAUUUGCUGCAGCCGAAGAACGUGCUGCAGCAAGCAGCAGCGGCAGCAGUAGCAGCAACUGCAGCAGCAACUGCUGCGCUGCCACAAACCCCCUUCUUGCCAGAAGAAGAGGCCCACAAGACUGCAGAAGCAAUUCUGUCGAUGGCGCCUUUUGCUUCUGUGGGGGCCCCUGCUGCUGCUGACGGUGCUGCUGCUGCUGCUGCUGCACCCAACCCCGCUGCUGCUGCUGCUGCUGCACUGCAGCAGGGCUUCCUGUCUCCGACCGUGGGCACCUACGACUACCAACUGCCUGCUGCAACAGAGCCACUAAGCAUCUUUCACUGA
Molecule: messenger RNA, 1341 nt
Organism: Eimeria tenella
Lineage: Eukaryota; Apicomplexa; Conoidasida; Eucoccidiorida; Eimeriidae
Exons: 1
Coding region: 1-1341 (446 amino acids)
Source: RefSeq, a predicted model, not a curated record